Esox lucius (northern pike) is the source of this 3310-nucleotide messenger RNA. RefSeq names its product ST8 alpha-N-acetyl-neuraminide alpha-2,8-sialyltransferase 4 (gene st8sia4). NCBI's taxonomy places the organism in Eukaryota, Metazoa, Chordata, Actinopteri, Esociformes, Esocidae. The record is from RefSeq and is a predicted model, not a curated record. The transcript has 5 exons. The coding region runs from base 116 to 1186 and encodes 356 amino acids. Gene Ontology annotation, molecular function: alpha-N-acetylneuraminate alpha-2,8-sialyltransferase activity. Gene Ontology annotation, biological process: N-glycan processing; oligosaccharide metabolic process.
GUAAUGCGCGUAACAGAAGGAGACUAGCGGGCUUCGGAAGAGGGACAAAUCUGGCCAAUAAAAUAUUUUAACGGGGAAGCUAUCGCAAAGGGUUCCGUUUCUCAUUCUUUGCGAAAUGCGCCCUUCACGGAAACGCUGGACUAUUUGCACAAUAAGCAUCCUGCUGAUCUUCUACAAAACGAAAGAAAUAACUAGAAGUGAAGAACAUCAGGAAGCUCAAGUCACUGGUGAACUCAUCACCUCGAGACUCAUGGUCAAUGGUUCAGAGAAAAUCAGCAGGAGGGGUAUGCCGUUGUUUCUCCAGCACUCGGUCGCAGGAUGGCGGGUCAAUUCGUCACUGGUUCUCAUGAUAAGGAAGGACGUCCUACGUUUCCUGGAUGCUGAAAGAGAUGUUUCAGUGGUGAAGAGCAGCUUCAAACCAGGAGACACCAUCCACUAUGUCCUCGACCGACGCCGAACGCUGAAUGUCUCCCGCACGCUGCACAGUCUGCUACCGGACGUGUCGCCGCUCAAAAACAAGCGCUUCAGGACGUGCGCAGUGGUCGGCAACUCCGGCGUGCUUCUCAACAGCGGAUGUGGCAGGGAAAUUGACAGCCACGACUUUGUGAUACGCUGUAACCUGGCGCCGCUGGCGCAGUUCGCCGAGGACGUUGGGCUGCGGUCCGACUUCACCACCAUGAACCCCUCGGUCAUCCAGAGGGCCUACGGCGGGUUGAGGAACGCCUCGGACAUGGAGAGGUUUGUCCAGCGGCUGCGCAUGCUGAACGACAGCGUGCUGUGGAUCCCGGCCUUCAUGGUGAAGGGAGGGGAGAGGCACGUGGAGAGUGUCAACGAACUCAUUGUCAAGAGGAAGCUGAGGGUGAGGACGGCUUACCCGUCGCUGAGACUCAUCCACGCGGUGAGAGGGUACUGGUUGACGAACAAGAUCAAUAUCAAACGGCCGAGCACCGGACUUUUGAUGUACACUUUAGCCACACGCUUCUGUGAUGAGAUUCACUUGUACGGAUUCUGGCCUUUUCCCAGGGACGCAAAUGGGAAUGUGGUGAAGUACCAUUACUACGACAUGCUCAAGUAUAGCUACUUCUCCAAUGCCGGCCCUCAUAGGAUGCCACUCGAGUUCAAAACUCUGAAAAUGCUGCACAGCAAAGGAGCUCUGAAGUUGACAACUUCCAAGUGCGCACCUUGAAGUGCUCCUCAAUGGAGGGGCCAUUUCCUUGGCAUGAACUCACACUUUUUGGGUUCGCAGAACUGACAGCUGAAGGGAUUACGGAGGACAGUUGACAAUGAGCUCUUUGGAGUAAUUGCCAAAGAAGAAGGUAACAGGGAGCCUUUUUAUGUACAAAAUAUAAAAAGGUACAAAACACGUGAUUGAAAUGCAAUGAUAAACAUGACUCCGUCUAGCAUGUAAAUGCCGGGUUUUGGCGUUGUAAGGAUCACGGCUGGGAUAUCUGGAAACUGACUUUUUUUUGUAUGGCGCAUCAGAAAUGACCACGCUGAUUACAACACCAUGGAUUUCUACACUGGGAGUAAUAACGUAGAUGGGAGGGUUGUAGCAGGGAGUUGCCUGUUAACAUUCAAUCUGUAGGGUGUUGAUUUUAAAUGUGGAGUAAUCAAGAAAUUGACAGGAAAUGACAGCUGAUGUGUGCGAGUCAGAGGAUGGGAUUGCCACCUGCUGGUUCUGACAGAUUGUCGUCACAUGUUUUGUCUCCGUGUGAGAGCAGGGGACACUGGUUAUGCUCGGCCUACUAUAUUUAGGAUAUUUGAAGAAAACAAAUUGUGUCCAGAAUAAUGUGGGCCUAUUCCAAAGAUCCCAUGCUAAUUUAUUUAAUCUCUUGAAAAGAUUAUGUUGUUUUUCACCGUUGAAUUUUUUAGGAUUUAGAAUUAUUUUUAUAUUUGCCUAGAUGUCAUUUGAAAUAUGUAGUCUUACCAGAACACACAUUUUAUAAAUGCGUAGCCUGUGUUGAAAGGGAAUGGAGACUUAUCUUAAGUUGCAGCUUUUCAAAUGUUUAUUCAUUAGUACUGAUGACUUGACUGCAAUGUCUGCCACCAUUUGUCUUGGGUAACACGAUAGAUUCUGGCGUGUCCCUACAUUUCUGUGGGGAGCCCUCUUUGCAAUGCGUCAUGAGCUCCGAUAGCUGUUUCAGAGCCCGACUCGACCCUCUCUUAGUGAAACUUUGCCAUCCCAUUUAAUGUGUACACAGCCAAAUCCAUUUGAAUACAUUGUCCUACGUAGCUUUUGCAAGUCAAGUUGAUGGGCAGAAAUGUAUGAUGUAGGCACAUAAUUUCUCAGCAGUCAGUCUCUUAGAAAAGUGAUCUAUUUGAACUAGUGUGUUCAUGCUGUCCUUUUCUAACUUCAACUUGUGUUCUGUAUAUGUUUUCUAGACAACAUGAGGCUGUUGAAUAGGCUUGAAUGUAAUGGAUUCACUGUAUCUCACAACACUGAUGUCAUGCAAAAUGAUAAAGAAUGUAAAAAAAAAAAAAAAAGGAAAAAGAUUUGCCUUGAAAAACCGCUGUAUGCCGUUGUGUUUUUGUUUUAUUUUCCUGGCAAGUAAAAUGUACAAAACAAAUUUUCCCAACUAUCAAUAUUAGGAAAAUCCAGUUGCCAACAACUGAAACAUUGUAUACAUCUAGUGGCCUGUUGAAGUGUAUAUUGAAGUUGCGGGCUGGGCCCGUAUUCAUACUCCCAUAGUCUGACCGCUGAUCAAUGAUUGUGUCCUCCCUGUCAAUCCAUGUAAUGAUCUGAUUUUAAAAGUCAAAAGGGAUCCCAGAUCAGCCCUCCUACUCUUUGGUGUGUUAUACUAGGUAUGUGGCUGAUCAUUUAAAAAUGUUCUAUUGUCAAUGACAAUUACUUAGAAUGUAAAACAAUGUACAUACAUGGUAUUGAAUUGGGAACAGUUCAUGUUAAUGCAUUUAUCAGAAGCUAAACAUAAGGAGACAUGGUUCAUUUACAUUCUUCUUCAAUACUGCCAAUAGCCUUUAAUUUAUUGAAUGAAGUCAUCCUUUGAUAUGACUGCAAUUAUUAUGCCUUAUUUAUUAUUUUUGGUAUAGGAAGAGUAGCCUCCUUGGCAUUGUUAUACCUUUGUCUGUUUUUAAUUGUGCAUAAGUCUGUAAUUUCUAACAUUGUGACGUUUUAUACAUAUGUGAUACCUAGUUUGAGUCAAUACAAUCAGGUGCUGAAUGCCAUGGUAGAUUUAUCAUUUUUGGUAACAUUUGAUAACGUUUGCUUUAAUUGUUUUAACUUUUUUUACAUGUCAGAUUUCUAUGUUUGUGAAAAUGCAUUUAAGAAUAAGUGAAUAAACUUGGUAAAUAG